AUGCCCCUUUUUCAGGACCCAGAUCGCCGGCGUCAUUACUUGUGGUCCGGUGACAACGGUCAGCAAGCGCAAACCCCAGGGUCCUCUCAAGACCAGUCAGAUACAAGUCACCUUGGAUGGCAGAGCUCAGGCAUUACUGAGGGGCUCUCGGAACCGGUGCCACCAGCAGAGUCGAAUUACUCCAAGCUGUGGACCAGCGAUCGGGGGGAACUUAUCCGCCGGAUUAAAGAAACUUCGCCCUGGAGGCUUGGAUGUGCGUCGCAGGACGACAGCGAUUGUGACGUCUAUAUGCCGGACAAACCAGACCAGUCGCAGGCGCAAGAGACUGCCCAAAGACAAACUCCAGAGGAGCCCCCUCAAGCAGAGCAAACAGAGGAACUGGGGUCGCCGGCCGACAUUCAGAGACCUCGUCAGGCCUCUCCAUUUGCCCGAUUAGCCUCUUCCCCAACCACACCCUGGUUUGGUGCAUCGGCCUUUCCACCGCCACUACGAAAGCCAAAUCUAUUCAGUGACCACCAUGAACCGGAACCGGCCGUUGAAACUCGCUCUCGAGCACCAUCCUUGGGCUCUUUUUCCUCAAGUUAUGUUCUGAAAGCACCGACCAGUCCCUUGGUGCACCAAGCCAACAACACAGACCUGGACUUCUCGCCGCGAGUCGAUUCGGUGGAGGCUUCUGAGCCUUUCGAGAGGGCUAAUCGCCGCCGCACUCUACCCCCAGAGACCUUCCGACACCUUCAGUCGUCACCCCCGGGCUUGCAACCGGUCAAUAUUCGUAGCCCGUUACCACCCUGGAGACGAGAUGAUCUCUUUUCUCAUCACUCUCCUCGGCGGUCAUUGACCUCGGCAUACAGUCUUCAACUUGCAUCAACGGGCCAGACCCCUGCAUCCCGAGCAAGGCGGCCUUCGUUUGCUUCGGAGAUCUCUCCCAAAUCCCAUGCGCCGAUGGUGGGAUCGUACGAAGAAUCGAUCUUGCGAGGCCGCAUGUCCAUGAAUCCGUCCAAGCCACUGGAUUUCACAGCUCAAAUCGGUGUACUGGGGAAGGGCAAAUCAAAAGGCCAUCUCAAGUGUCCUCCCCAUGUUACUGUGCCUUUCCCGGCGGUUUUUUACAGCUAUCCAACCUCGGGAAGCGGCCGUUCCAUAUCCGAUGACAAUCCUAGUCCCUAUGUGGGACAGAUUGACUUAGAAAACUCGCUUCCUCGGGACGACUCGAGUACGACUCGGCGUCGGAAACGGCAUGCUAGCCCAGCAGUACCGCAAGAAGGUGCUCCUGCGGAUGAGACAGGUGCAACUCGAGUGCCCGAUGCAGAUCGCCUCCGGCGUCGGGAAAAGAGAAACCGCAGGGCGGAGUCACCCAAAUGCCCACCCGGGGGGUCUUAUCGCAUACCCCAACAGGGCCAACUGCAGAUCAUGAUCAAGAACCCGCACAAGACCGCGGUCAAACUGUUCCUUGUUCCCUAUGAUCUCAGUGACAUGGAACCUGGCACUAAAACUUUCAUCCGUCAGCGAAGCUACUCGGCAGGCCCGAUCAUUGACAUGCCUCUCGCCGCUCGGAAGAACUUCGGAACUGAUCGCCCUGAAGCAUCCUUGAAUUUUACAGAAGACCCCAAGGAUAAGCCGAUUCUGCGAUACCUUGUUCACCUGAAUAUCUGUUGCCCCGCACGUGGCCGCUUUUACUUGCAUUCGAGCAUCCGGGUGGUGUUUGCCAACCGCGUUCCCGACGGCAAGGAGAAGCUACGUAAUGAGAUCCAGCUCCCGGAACCUCGGUACACCCCGUACAAGCCUACGCGGGAUUCCACGCUCACAGGAUCCACGAAUGCUCGUCUGGCAAUUGAAAAAACCUCCCGCAGACGGAGUGUUGGCCAGGGUGUCAUCCCACUUCUCCGCCCCCAUGUGUCGUCGCCCAGCGACCUGCCCUCACACUGGAACCACCAGGCGGGCUCUAUGGAUGUUGCGGGUUCUUCAGGACAGACCCCCACCCACGCGAAAGCGCCCUCUACAACAAACUCAGUAAGGGAGACAUCGGAUACGGAGGCUACCCGUUCCAAUCCGGUCAGGCUGGUACCGAAGCCGGUGAAAGUCUCCUCGCCAAGAGGCUCCGAGGUCUCGAUGUCCAGAAACACGAGUCCUUCAAAGGGUAACUGA
Molecule: messenger RNA, 2142 nt
Organism: Penicillium alfredii
Lineage: Eukaryota; Fungi; Ascomycota; Eurotiomycetes; Eurotiales; Aspergillaceae
Exons: 3
Coding region: 1-2142 (713 amino acids)
Source: RefSeq, a predicted model, not a curated record